UUGCCGCUGACGUAGUACGAGCGAGGGAAAUUGAGUCGCUAACGUGAGUGUGAAGAAGCAACAAAAUAAAGAUUGGAAGCACUUUUACUUCGUGAUGAAGCGAACUUUUGUGGUGUCAGCACGGACGCGUUAAACCUUUUAACAUAGCCAAAUUAGUCGAAUAAGCUUUAACACUAGCUGUACGUACAUAUCUUUAUGUUUUUAUAGUAAGCAAGCUAACGUUAACCAGGAAGCCAAGCGUUGCUAAGUCAACGCAAGUCACCGGCAAGUAAAAAUAUCUUCGACGUUUGGAGCUACGUUGUACUUAAAGAGAAAGCGUUUUAUUAGACAUUUUGUUCUCAUACCUGAGAAAGGAAAGAGGGAGUUCGUCGAAGAGUUGUUGGCAGUCGCUGGGGAUGUCAUCGCCUCCAUGUGGACGCAGGAGUCAUGAGGGGUCAACUCACACAUCAGACAGCGAUUCAGAGGACGAGCCCAAGCUCCCACUCAACCAGUUCUAUCCAUACAUCCGCUGCGCCCUGUGCUGCGGCUUCCUCAUCGAUGCCACCACCAUCACAGAGUGCCUGCACACAUUUUGUAAAAGCUGCAUCGUGAAGCACUUCUUCUACAGCAACAGGUGUCCCACAUGCAGCAUUGUUGUCCACCAGACACAGCCCCUUUACAACAUCAGGCUGGACAGACAACUGCAGGAUAUUGUUUACAAAAUGGUUCCCUUCUUGGAGGAGCUUGAACGAGAGAGAAUGUGUAACUUCUACAAAGAGAGAGGGCUGGAGGUGCCAAAACCAGUAAUGAUCACCUCUCCAGGUCCUGUUGUGUCCAAGAGGCAGAAGAAAGAUAACAUUCCUCAGUCUGUGUUCACCAUCCCCCCUGAGCUGGAUAUAUCUCUGCUGCUGGAGUUUGUAGGGGCUGAAGAAGGCAUUAACAACUAUAAGCCAUUAGAGAGGCCGUAUGUCCGUGUGUCUGGUGAGGCCACGAUCCGCCACGUGGAGUUGUUCAUCAGGAGGAAGAUGGAGCUUAGCCCAACCUGCCAGGUGGACGUGGUUUGUGGAGAUCACCUCCUCGAUCACUACCAGUCACUCAAAGACAUACAGAACUCUUUGGGCGAAGAGGCGCUGCAGGACGGUCUGUUGGUGCUGCACUUCGGUCUGGUCCUGCCCUCCGAGUCUUGAGAAGUUACCUCCUGAGGUCUUGUUAGACUUUGAUUCUCUUCAUCAGACUCAUGAUGUGGAGUAAAGUGUCUACAUUUGCAUUAUAACUGCUUCCUGACUGUCUUGGACGUGUUGAUAGACCACGUCCAAGAACUCUAAACUCUGAAAUUUCACACUGUAGCAUCAAAUGUUCAACUCUAAAGACGACAGGUACAUACGUUUGAUUUACCGAAGUGCCAGCAUUUAAAAAUGAAUUUUACCUGACAAGUGGAAUUGAUAACUUUCUGUUCCUACUGCCAUGAUCAGUGUGGUUCCAAUCCACAAGAAUGUGACUUCUAGACUUCUGCUGUUGCUUAAACUGGACUUUACUGUUAGUGAGUGUGGAAGUGUCUGUAAAGGCAACACAAGCUGCAUCAGUCUAGUUUAACUCUCUCUUUAUAAACCAGGGACCUGUUUCUUAUUUGUUUAUAUUUAUGAUUUCAAGUGUUGACUGUGAUUUCAGAUAGAUACUUCUGAUCUAAAGGGCUUGAAACAAAAGGACUACCACUACCAAAGCUGUGUGUGUGUGUGUGUGUGUGUGUGUGUGUGUGUGUGUGUGUGUGUUUGUGUGUGCGCACAUGCGUGUGUACGAGCUUAGAUUUGCAUAGUAUCUUUAAAUCCAUCUUGCUUCUUGGUGAUCUACACAUUUAAUUUAAGGGCUAUUAACUUUUCUAUAGAGCGUCUGCUCGUGUAAUUUAAUACAACUGACUUGAUAAAUAUUAGCUGCCAGUACAACUCAGAGUCAAAAGCAUUAAUUUAUAGGGUGUGUGUAUAAAGAAGUCUUUUGAUAGUUUAUUAAAAAUAGCUUUCCUAUUUGCUUUUGUCAGUUUGAAUUAAUAAAUAAAAGCACAACUGAAAAGUGUUUCCUAAGUCAUCCAUGUUUCCUUUUGCAGGG
Messenger RNA from Seriola aureovittata, 2079 nucleotides. It is a transcript of the gene pcgf6, whose product is annotated as polycomb group ring finger 6. Gene Ontology annotation, biological process: regulation of transcription by RNA polymerase II. The record is from RefSeq and is a predicted model, not a curated record. Bases 396 to 1166 code for a protein of 256 amino acids. NCBI's taxonomy places the organism in Eukaryota, Metazoa, Chordata, Actinopteri, Carangiformes, Carangidae. The transcript has 10 exons. Gene Ontology annotation, cellular component: PRC1 complex.